Messenger RNA from Jaminaea rosea, 2736 nucleotides. RefSeq lists its product as hypothetical. The record is from RefSeq and is a predicted model, not a curated record. Lineage: Eukaryota; Fungi; Basidiomycota; Exobasidiomycetes; Microstromatales. The transcript has 3 exons. Bases 1 to 2736 code for a protein of 911 amino acids. Gene Ontology annotation, molecular function: protein binding.
AUGGGCAAGAAGGGCAACUCGGCGGGCAAAGCAGCAGCAAAGGCAGCCAAGCGAGACAAGCAGGAGAAGCUAGCAUCACGAAAGGCCAACAAGGAUGACAAGAAGAAGAAUGCUCGAGCACCUCCACCAACCACAAAGGCAAAGGGAAAAGGCAAGAAAGCUGCAGCUCCGGCAGAGGAAGAGGACCUCGAUGCGCUGCUUAAGCAAUUCGACAAAGAGUGGCAAGAGGCUCACGCAGUAAAUGAAGAGACCGUAGGAGGUCCGCCCACGAGGAGAGCGAACGCCACUCUUACGCCUUGUCCUGGAGGCAACGAUCUCUGGCUCUUUGGCGGAGAAUACUUCGACGGCGAUCGAGCUACCUUCUACGCAGACCUCUACCGAUACACUCCCCCCACCACGCUUCCAUCUCGCUCAUUGAUCACCCAAGAAGACGGUACCACAGCAGCAGACCCGUCAUUAUCAUCGUCUUCGAAUGCCGCCGCUGGCACUUGGCGCCUCUACUCGUCACCAAACCAGCCCGGUCCGCGUAGUGCCCACCAAGUCGUCGCAGAUCCUCGCGCCGGUGGCUUGCUCUGGCUCUUCGGCGGCGAAUUUGCUUCACCAAAGCAGACUUCAUUCCAUCACUAUCGCGACCUCUGGGUCUUCUCCAUAAGCUCAAAGACGUGGGAGCGCGUAGACACUAAGACGAGGCCCAGCGCCAGAAGUGGUCACCGCAUGGCCCUCUGGCGUCAAUACCUCGUCCUCUUUGGAGGCUUCGUCGAUACAGGUGCUAGGACAACGUACCUUCAAGACUUGUGGCUCUUUGAUACGAGUCAGUACAAAUGGUUCGAGAUUUCUCAGAAUGAUCUCAAGAGACCACCAGCCAGAUCCGGCUUCUCCCUCAUCUCUACGCCCGAAGGCGUCAUACUUCAUGGUGGUUACUGCAAGCGCUACGUCAAGGGCCAGAGAACGCAAGGUGUCGCCCUCGAGGACACCUGGAUGCUCAAGCUCACACCGCAGGCCGAUGGCUCACUCCUGCCAGCUAACACGGCCCAAGGCGGCAAGAUCGAAUGGGAGAAGAGGCGCAAAAUAGGCUACGCACCUGGCGCUCGCUCUGGCUGUACCAUGGCCCUGUGGGGAAACAAGAGCAUGGGCGUCCUCUUUGGUGGCGUUAUGGACCGCGAAGACGACGAGGAGAGCAUGGAGAGCGUCCUCUUUAACGACUUGUUCGGCUACAACAUCCCUGGCGCGGGGCGAUGGAUCUCGCUCAAUCUUCGCAAAAAGAAGAAGCAACAGGCCGCGGGCGGGAAGAAGAAGAGGGAGAAGGCAGCAGCAGCCGCUGCUGCAGCUGCGGCCAAGACUGCAGAGAUUGAGGCGCGAGAGCGUGAAAAGGAGGAAGAGGAGCGACAGCUCGAGCACGAUGACAGUGACAGCGGCAGCGAAAGCGGGAGCGACAAGGACGGGGCUGAACGCGGCGAGCAAGGCCGAGAAGGGGAAGGCAGAGAAAAGACAACCGAGGUGCAAAAUGGCACCAUCACCGGCGCUGGCGGCGCCGCUAGAGCAGCGCCUGUCGUGGCGCCCGCAGACUUCGAUGAAGACGACCCAGAGCUCACACGGCCCUACACGCGCUUCAACACCAUGCUUGCAAUCCAACGCAACACGCUCUACCUCUAUGGCGGCAUCCACGAGACGGCAGAGAGAGAGUAUACACUCGACGAUUUCCACGUCUUGCAGCUCGACAAGCUGGAGCGCUGGAUCAGUCUGCGUGACUGCAAGAUCGAGGGCCUCGAAUGGAACGAGAGCGACGAGGAGAGCGAAGAUGAAAAUGACAGCGACGACAGUGAAAGUGAGUCAUCCUCGUCAGACGAAGACGGAGGGGCGCAAGAGGGCGUCGAGGUGGCUUCUCUUCACUCCCACUCAGAAGACGAGGAGGCCGACGAGCAGCUUGACUCAGCGCAAGCUGAAGAGCGUCGUCGUGAGAGAGAGGCCAUCAAGCGGAAAGCCAAGGCGGCCUGGGGCGUCGUCAAGGGUAGUGGAGCAGGCGCUGGAUCGGAGGGCGAGGCGGUGAAUAGCGAAGACCGCAAGUCGACGCCGAACCCUGGCGAGACGCUGCGCAUGUUCUUUGAUCGUACGCGCGACUUCUGGUCCAGCCGCGCUUUCGAGGUGACGCGAGGCGAGGCGAGGGGCAAGGAGAUGAGGACAAAGGGCUUCGAGCUGGCAGAGGCGCGCUAUGAGGAGUACAAGCCGGUACUGAGGGAGGUGGAGAAGAUCCAGGCAGAGGCUGGGCUUGACGAAGCCGAUAUGAGGGCGGCGGCGCAGAGGGCAGCACAUGGGCCCUUGGGUGGUGGCUCGCAAAGGCAGCAGCUUGAGAUGCGGGCAGAGGCUGUAUCGGUCUGGCAUCCUGGGAAGCCCAUCUCAGGGACUGCCGUGGUAGUCAGCAAUCAGUGUGAAGCCCUUGUCGGCCUCGACAUUCGCACCUUGAUCUUUUGGGCAACGUCGCACAGUCGCUCUUUUGUUCAGUUUCUUCCACUCCAAGACUUCCGUCAAGAUGGUGCCCAUGACGACGAGAUUGCACCUGAGGCAUGCAUCAUCGAGAGCAAUACCUUUGCAUCUCGCGGGACGUACAUCUGUCUCAUCCUCGUCACCAUCAUGCUGCCGCUUAGCAUCAACGGCGUCGGAUACGUCCAAGGCAGCUGCCCAGAUGAAGCGCUUCUGGAAGCAUGUGGCGCUUCACUCGGAGCCAUCGUCCCAUCAUGA